CUCUGCAAGCUGUUCCCUUAGCAGCACGAGAGGCUGCUGCUGAGUGGGAAGCCGACUUCAUUAUGUUCGAGUAAACAGAUGAACUACCUGGAAGAAAAACAGGUGUGUUCCUGCAUCUUUGUGCUGGGGAAGAAUGUCGAGGAGGAGGAAACUGAUGUCUUAGCAGGAGGCGGGACUAAAGGGAUAAAUGAAGACGGCUGCUUGAUGGGAGGUGUAAGGCACAAACCAGACCCAAGUGUUUCAGACAGCAUGGCCUUCGUUGGAGUUCUCCACAUUUCUUUUUUGUUUCUCCUUCAUCAGGUGCACAGUGAGGAUCCUGAGCCUACAUUCAAAGCCGUUGGUAGCACCAUCGAGUGGGGUUAUUGUUUUAAAAUGGACUAUAUUGUUCUUUAUAAAUGUGGGCCAGAGGGAGACCAGCUGCUUGGCAACUCUUCAGGCGACAACCAGCCCAUCACGCCUCCUGCUGACCUCCACGGUCGCAUCCACAUCAACAAUAAUCAUGAACUGCUCGGGCUGCAGAUCCGUCAGCUCACGUACUUGGACUCUGGGGUUUAUAGGACCGAGUGCUGGAAGAACCAAACGCGAGUCAGCCACCGCUCACAGCAACUCUUCAUGUGCGGCGAGGAGGUGGAAGUCGAAAUGUUCACUGCAAAUGAACGAGGUGGCCAGACUGAGCUGCUGUGCAACCACACGUCCACUGGAACCUCUGUGCGCUGGUACUACAACAUAGAGCAAUCAUCCAGAUUUCAACUCUUUUUGGACACCAGCGUGUCACUCAAGCCACUGGUGGAUGAACUUCAGGGUGUUGUGAAGGUGAAACACAACGGGACCUUGCUCCUGCUUAACAAUACCUUGUUGAAGCAAAAACAAGAGUUUUACUGUCUCAUCACCAAUGGAGAGGAGUGUCUCAGUUUCCAAAAUAUGUACAAACCUGUCGACAGUGAGAUGAAAAUUAUUUUUGCCUCAGCGGGGGACAAAGUGGAACUGAAUUGUCCUUUUGAGAGUGAAAAGCAGCAAUGGUACACACCACUGGGAAACAUAAACAGCAGCAGCGUGAGGAGCGAUCGGAUGUACAUACAAUCAGACACACCAGGCCAGUACUCACUGGUGAUUCCUGUGGUUUCUGACGAACACAGCGGCGAGUACUCAUGCGUCUCAGCCACGCUUCAACUGGAGUACUCGUUAUAUCUGUGCCCUCAAAGGAAACCCAAAGAAAAAGAGUUUACUGACGGUGGCAGCAUCACGCUGGAAUGCAACGUUGACCAAGUUGAUUCCAAAACGGUGCUGUGGUUCCGCCAAGAAUCAGCAGGCGAAAAUAAGCUCAUAUUCGACUCCAACGAUGAGACGGCAGCAAUCCCAGAGGAUCUGAGAGGCAGGAUGUCUCUGUCCAAAAACGGCUUCGCACUGAUGCUCUCUAACGUUGACCAGAAAGACGGAGGCUCUUACCAGUGUGUUGCUUUAGAACGAACAGACUCACUGGAAUAUGAUUAUGAUUACACAGACGACUAUGAUGACGAAGAACAAUACUUGAACUAUGAAAGACCCAGGUGCUUUUUUAAGCAGGAAAUCAAAGUGAUUUUGGCUGGGAAAAGUUUGAGCAUUUCUGAGUUUGCUAUUGCAGCCAUAGUGAUCGUGAUCGUGAUAGUGGCGCUCGGGCUGGCUGUUGCUGUGAUUGUAAUAAGGAUGAGGGCAAAGGCCUCACGGAAGCAAGAAAGCGGGUCCAAACAGAGAACAAACAAGGACAUCAAAAUGAGCGUUGAUCCAGAAUGUAUGGAAAAGUUAAAUCCUGUUUAAAAGUGUUUUUUUUUUUUUUUUUUUACCUCGUGUUAACGUACGCUUGAGUCAACAACCGCUUCAACUUUUUUUGUAUUUUCAUUUAACUGCUUUCAUUUUCAUUUUUACUCUAACAUUCUUUGUACAGCUCGAAGAUAUUUCCUUCCUUUUGUGAUGUAUCAUCACUGUGCGUGGUCGCCAGUGAUUAUUAGUGCUUGUGUCAAAAUGUCAACAAUAAAAAAGCAUUAAACGCCAAUCUCUUUCUUGAUGCUAAACAUCUGUUGCGCUUCUAAAAACACCCGUGCAGUACAAUGAUGUGUUGAAGGGCUCGAGAAUGACUGAAAACCAGUCAGACUGCUCGUCAGUCAACAGGUGUGGAGCCAUUAAUAAUACGCUUAACCGACAAAAAGUGCUCACAUUAUUCCAGCUGAAGGGUGACGCUGUCAAAGG
Molecule: messenger RNA, 2223 nt
Organism: Dunckerocampus dactyliophorus (ringed pipefish)
Lineage: Eukaryota; Metazoa; Chordata; Actinopteri; Syngnathiformes; Syngnathidae
Exons: 2
Coding region: 79-1794 (571 amino acids)
Biological process (GO): positive regulation of T cell proliferation; cellular response to lipopolysaccharide; negative regulation of T cell proliferation
Cellular component (GO): external side of plasma membrane
Source: RefSeq, a predicted model, not a curated record